AUGUCCGGCGUGUGGGUGUUCGACGACAACGGCGUGAUCCGUCUGGCGGCGGCGGAGGGGGAGGCGCGGCGGAGGAAAGUGCUGGUCCACACGCCGACGAACGAGGAGAUGACGUCAUACACGGUGCUGAAAAAUAAGCUGCGUUCCGUCGGGUGGGAGGUCUAUUACGAAGACUCGGAGAUGGUGCAGUUUCACAAGCCCUCCUCCGUGGACCUCAUUUCUCUCCCCGCCGACUUCGCCAAGCUCAAGCCCAGGCACCUAUACGACAUCGUUGUGAGGAACCGUAAUCUUUUCCAAGUUCGAGAUAUCCAGUCCCACUAA
This is a messenger RNA of Momordica charantia (bitter melon), 321 nucleotides long. RefSeq names its product flowering-promoting factor 1-like protein 4. Gene Ontology annotation, biological process: regulation of flower development. The record is from RefSeq and is a predicted model, not a curated record. NCBI's taxonomy places the organism in Eukaryota, Viridiplantae, Streptophyta, Magnoliopsida, Cucurbitales, Cucurbitaceae.